Penicillium subrubescens is the source of this 450-nucleotide messenger RNA. Its product is annotated as tetratricopeptide repeat domain-containing protein. The transcript has a single exon. Lineage: Eukaryota; Fungi; Ascomycota; Eurotiomycetes; Eurotiales; Aspergillaceae. Bases 1 to 450 code for a protein of 149 amino acids. The record is from RefSeq and is a predicted model, not a curated record.
AUGACCAGUAUCCGCAGCUAUGCCAUCUGCGGAGCAAGCGGUAUUGGCAAGACAGAGCUAGCUAUCGAAUAUGCUUAUUCAAGAAGACACCAAUUCGGCGCUGUCUUUUGGCUGCAUGCUGGUAAUGCAGCUCAAUUAAUGUCCGACUUUUGUCAAAUACCGGGCUACCUCGGCCUUGCAAAUGCAUACAGCCAUCCCACUCUUGAAUCAAGGAAGAAGCUUGCAAAAGCGUGGCUGAAUAAUCCAAAGAAGAGCGUCGAUUGGGGCGUGAAUUGUCGUUGGCUGUUGAUCUUUGAUAAUGCCGAUUUGAAUGUUAUUGCGGAUUACAUUCCACAUGGUGGCAAUGGAUCGGUUUUGAUUACAAGUCGGAAUUAUGCAGCAAAGGAUUGUUUCUUUGAGAAUGGACCCGGGGUUGAUCUGAGUCCUUUUUCGAAGACUGGAUCGGGGUGA